UCUGAAAAGAUCUUGCUCAAAGAUUCCUACGUGUUAUGUACUCACUUACUCCAGAGCAAAGGAGUUGUGGACUAUCCAUAUCAAAAUCUUAUAAUAUAUAUAAUAUAUUUAUGUAUAUAAUGUAUAUAUGUAUAUAUAUCAUUAUCUCUCUCUCCCAUUCUCUUGUAUGUAUAUAUUUAUGUGUGUGUGUGUGUGUGUGUGUGUGGUUGUAUUUUGAGUAGCCGCCAAUGGGAAUAAAUGAAGGAAUAUGAAACGAAAUGAGAAAGAGGGGCGACAUGGGUGACUGAGAGAAGCGCGAUGGCCAGCAGGGAAAGGAGGAAUGGAAGAUGAGAUCGUGGACAAGGAGCGACUGAGGUGGUGUGACGUCAUCGUCGCCAGAGAUACCGAGAAGCGAAGGUAUAAAAGCGGCCGCGGCGGGCGGGCGGCGUGCGUGUCCCCGGUGCCAGCGUGGCGAGCAGAGGGCCAGUCUGACUGCCGAGUGUUGGUGAUUGCAUCGACAGCGGCGGUACAGAAGCCAAGGUACAGAGUAGGUCCAGUUCGAGCACAGCUGCUCCGGCCCCGCCACCACCGUUGCGAUGUACGAGUGCCCGUUUGUGUCCUGCGAGGAGGGCGGACCCCAGCCGAGAGCGACCCCCUCCAAGGUGAAGCGAAGGUUCAGCCUCAGGAGAAGCAAGGUGGGCGGGGGCAAUGAGAACGCGGCGCCCGGUGCCACGGCGUUGCCAGGGUCCGGCGCCGCCGCCCCCCCUCCGUGGCUCCAGAGCUUGGAGACGCCGCCGAAGCGAAAGGACUCCUUCAGCUCGGGCGUGAGAAGGAAGUCCUUGCGGCUUGUGGCUCUGUCCUUUCGGCAGGCGUCGGGACAGAAGGCCAAAGGGGGCCCCUCCCCGCCUUCGGACGCGCCGUCGGUGUUCGAGCGUGAGUGCCUCAACAACCUCUCGCCCAACGACCCCGAGUUCGUGCGGCGGACGUCCAUGCGCUGGCGGAGGAAGACCGGGCUCGCCGCCCCGCCGCAGGCCGCGCUCUUUCGAGUGCCUCCCGCGCACGGCUGCCUUCUGGAGGUCCCUCUCGUGUCCGCUUACGGCGCCAAGUUCGAGUGGCCAACGCACCCCAGCCAGCAGCCCGCCGCCCACAAACGCGUGUCGGUCCCUCAGAGGCCCCACGACGUCCCCGUGGCCCUAGUGCCUCCGUCCCUACCCCCGCACCACCUCCCCUUCGGCGCCCACGCCUCUCAGCGCCGCGACCUGCUCAUGAGAUCACAGCGCCGACACUCCGCGUCGGGGAUUGCCCAGCGGGCCCUGCAGUCGAGCCCCAAGCCCUGCGGGAGGGAUCCCGCUGAGAGACUUCAGAAGAGGAGCCUGCAGCCGUCGCGAGGAUGCCCUUCCUUCGGCGGGGACAGGAAGGGCGCGCCGACGUACAGAAGAGACGUGAGGAGGUCUUCCUUGCGGAGCGGCGACGACCCCGUGACUGAAGGGUUUUUGAAGUUGCUGAGAGGAGAUGUAAGGCACAGAAAAACGUACAAGGGAAGCAAAAAAAGCGAAAAUCUACAUAAGGAGAAAAACCUCGAAGUCGACCAUUUACUCCCCACGACCACGCCGCUGCGCCGCUUAAGUCGCAGACUUCGCAAGUCCUUCGGAAGUCACAAGCGAGACAGCGACGUGUGGUCCCAGAGUGACCUGUCGUCGGCUAGCGACUUGUCUUCCACAUCCUCAAGAUCCUCUCACAGCUAUUUAUCGGCCACUCUCUCGUCCUCGUCGUCCUGUCGAAGUGACCUGUCCUUCAGGAGUGACCUGUCCUCCUCUUCCUUCUCCUCGUCGCCCUCCUCCGUCUUCUCCUCCUCGUCCUCCUGCCACAGCGACAUAUCCACGCUGUCGUCAUCUAUCCGCUCAUCGUCGUCAUCGCCUUCCCGUCUCGGCUUUCAUGAGAUCUUCGUUGCCGAAACUGAAGUCGCUGAAACGUUUGCGAUCAUGUUCCCGUCGGAGCCGCGGCCGGAGUGGCACAGGCACCUUCGGCAGGUGCUUCACAAGGCGGGCCAGAAGAUCUUCAAGAAGCCGGAACACCACGAUACUCAUAUCCCCGAGAAUUUAAGAUACCAGCUCAAGCAAAUAUACGUGUACUAGCUGUUGUCUCGCGUCUACUAGGAGAGUUGUGCCUUCCGUGUCCUAGGGAGGGUCUGCUAGCUGAUCUCCGUCUGCUAGGAGAGUCGCGUCUGCUGGCGGAGGGGGGGGCGGCUCACGAGAGGCUGCCUCCCCCCGCUCGUCUGCCGGGAGAAGGCCUUCUGCACGGAGGCCUGGAAGCUGCUGGCAGGUCGGCUGCGCCCUCCUGCGUCAUUCGUUCAUCUUCAGUGUCAUCAUUGUCAUUUUUGUCCUCUCCUUUGUUCUCUCAUUCUUGUUCCUCCUCUUCUAUUUGUUAUUUUUCUUAUUAUUCUUAUUCUUCUUCCUCUUCUACCUCUCCCUCGCCCAUCUCAACGCCAAACCCACCAGAGAGUCUUUCAGUCGUUCUCUCCAUCUCUUUCUGCAUCAUUCCAUUUCCUUCUUCGUUCUCCACCUCUCCUUUCAUUUUCUCUCCGCCAUCCCUCCCCUUCGCAUUAAUUUAUCCAAAUGAAUAUUUAUCAGACAAAUUGAUUAUUUAUCAUCCAUCUGUUCGGAAAAAAGGAAGAUAAAAAAUGCAAAAUGUGUGAAUAGGAUUUUUUUUCCUUCGAUGAUAUGGAAUCCUCAGCGCUUGUUGCAUUUAGUCAUUUUGUUUCGUCAGUUCUGUACUGAAAGGGCUUUUGUAAAGAAAGAUUGUUAUUAUUUAUAUCCUCCCGUGUUAUGCCUUUCUUUCCAAACGUAGGCCUGUGUAUUUGCUUCUUGUGUUUGUUUUACUUGUUUUAUUGCCCUAACGUAAAGGCAAAAAGCAAAAUGUAAACACGACACAAAAGAUACCAAAGCCUAUUUAUUUCUCACUUGAAACUUCAUUCAAUCAUCCAUAUAUACAUGUGUGUGUACAUACAUAUACGUAUAUACACACAGAUGUGUGUAUAUAUAAAACUGACACUGGUUUUCCGAAAGCCUCGUGGACACAACAGCUAGAAAACUGUAUCUGUGCUUGGGGUAGACAUAUUUUCAGAUAUCAGAUGACCUGCACACUCUCUCUCUUUCUCUCCCCCUCAAUUCCUUUCCAUUGCAGUCAUCAGAUGUGUGAUAGAUGCUUACUGUGUUAUUCAAGGCGAUCAUCCAGCGUGCACAACAGCCAAACCCAACAUUUGAUUUCGUAUUGGUUGUGUUUCCCCUCUUGGGCGAGAAGAAAGAAAACGGAAUUUUGUUGGUCCGUGUGUGCAGCCGCGGAUGGUCUCCUUCCUCAGGGAUUCAUUUUGUAUAUGUUUAUUUCACGGCUGUUCUCUUGAUUAUCUUCCUGUUCCUGCGUGACGGAAGUGGAAACAGCGAUAUCAUUGUAAAUUUACUCAUCCAUGGAUAAGAGUUUAUAAAUGGUUUUAGUCUUCAACGCAAUGCCUGUGCUUUUUAUUCCUGAUCGAUUUUUUUUUUUUUUAACAAACUGUAUUCGAUUUCUUGGCUUUGUCCAGAACUUUGUGUGGUUGCCAGCAUUUUUUAUAAUGUCUGUUAAUCUCAUCUGAUGUUGAUUAAUCUCUUUAUCAUGACAGUGACGCUAUCGAUGGUUUGGUGAAACGACCUGCGAUAGAUCUUUUGAUGUGAAUGUCUUACAAAGGUUUCGACAUGUGAUACGAAGCCUGAAAUGAGGGAAUUCGAAGAAAGUUAACUACGUUUCCCGAUUUUUUCUUUUUUGUGUGUGUGAAAAUUGAGAUGAAUUUGAAAUUCACUUGGAAUUCGAAAUGAAUAUUGAAUCAAUGGCAAAAAUGAAUAGUAUUAGGAAAUUUUAAAUUAAUAAGUUCAUUAAUAAAAUAAUUAUCAUGGCCAAAACUGAGGAAAAUACAAAAUAUUGGUCCAUGAAAUUCGAUGUGUUGUAUAUGUAACAAAACUGUUAAAUUAAUAUUAAUGUAUUUUUGAGAUUAUUUAUAAACUAAUCAUAUGGAGCCAGUGAAUUGUAGAUCGUAAGGAAAUAUAUUCGUCGGAGGAUUUUGGACUUGAGAAUGUUCUGUUUAAAGGGUUUUUAGUAUUGCCUUUCAAUCUAUUUUUCUGCAAUAGUUACCAUGAUGUUCUAAAAUUUUAGAUGCCAUUCCAAAAUAUUUAAAUUUUCCCCUUUUCGUAGAUUUUAAAAAAUCAUUGGUCAUUCGUUUGCAGUGUUCCAAAUUAUUUAAUUUUUUUUUCCCCCUUUUUGUCUUCUGAGUUUUCCUUUAUUUUCUCUUCUUUUUCCAUUCAACGUUAAGAAAUACACUAAUCAAGAGAUAAUCAUAUUGCAUCCAACUUUGUAAGACGUACAAUUAUUAUUGCAAACGGUAUGCAUUGCGUCAUCCAGUGUCGUGACGUCACCACGGCCUGUCCUGGUAACGAAUGACUGUCUAUUUGCGCAAUCAUGUCGCUCAAAAUACCAAUAGGUUCAGUAAUACAGUAAUUCACACUCUCCGCGCGUUUACAAGCGAUUGCUGAUCAUAAACAUGGCGUGGCUUGCGUUCACAACCACUAUGAUCACCAAGCUUGUCGCGUUCACAGGCUCGACCCCAAAGUGUUGAGUGUUCGUACAGGCUCGUACAAGCUCGUCAUCCCUGGGCAUUAUCACUACAAGCUGCAUUUAAGUACCCAGGCUCUUCUUCAAUUGCCCACGCAUUCAGUCCUUCGCCCUUACUCUUUUCGUCUGUCUUGUGUAUAUUUUUUUUAUCUGUCCUUCUCUCUCCUGCAAUUCUCCCCCUCCCCCCCCCUCUCCCUCUUUUCCCUAUCUACCUAUUCCCUUAAAGCAAUAUUUGUGGGAAAUAAGUGCAAAAGAAGUCUCAGAAAAUACAUAACUAAGUAACAGUAUUUUUGUAUGUAUCACUAUGUCGAUAUCUGCUGGGCAUGUCCCCCAAAAGUAGUUAUGUGAACUUGACAUGCCUAUUUUUUCCCAAAAUGUGUGUAGAUUUUCAUAUAACAAAGCAUGUCUGCAGAGAACAGAAGCGACGGUCAAAUGCAUUCUUAGCAGCUCCUCAUAGUUCGUGAUGACCUUUGACCUAUUUUAUUGUGGAAAAAAGUGAAUCCCAACACCCCAGUACAGUGACCUUACAAUGACCAAAACUGUAAUGACCUGAACACACUUCAUGACCCUUUGAAGCUUCGUUUCAGGCCGUAAUCAGUUUUUAUUUUAAUGUAUAUUAUUUCAUGUGUCUUUUUGUUAUAUAUAUUUUUUUCAUUAUUUUUAUUAUCAUUAUUGUACAUGAGGUUGUGCCAUACACCUAUACUGACCUGGUGUUUUUUCAUUAUCAUUUUCAAUAUGUGACAUAUAAUGUAACUUAUCGAUAGUUGGUUUGUUACAAUAAAAGCAUUUUAGUUAAAUAAGAAA
Molecule: messenger RNA, 5421 nt
Organism: Penaeus indicus
Lineage: Eukaryota; Metazoa; Arthropoda; Malacostraca; Decapoda; Penaeidae
Exons: 2
Coding region: 576-2114 (512 amino acids)
Source: RefSeq, a predicted model, not a curated record